Messenger RNA from Zonotrichia albicollis (white-throated sparrow), 612 nucleotides. Lineage: Eukaryota; Metazoa; Chordata; Aves; Passeriformes; Passerellidae. The record is from RefSeq and is a predicted model, not a curated record.
AUGAUGUGGGAACUGCGCUCCAUCGCCUUCAGCAGGGCCGUCCUGGCGGAAUUCCUGGCCACUCUGGUCUUCGUGCUCUUUGGUGUGGGUACAGGCUGCCUUUUCCCAGCUCUGCCUUGGCCAAGCCACAAUUCCCAGGUUGCUGAAGUGCUGCACAAUGAGACCACGACAGGGCAGGCGGUGACGGUGGAGCUGUUCCUCACCUUCCAGCUGGUCCUGUGCGUCUUUGCUUCCACGGACGAGCGGCGUGAGGACAACCUGGGCUCCCCUGCCCUCUCCAUCGGCCUCUCUGUGGCCGUGGGGCACCUCCUCGGGAUCCGUUACACCGGCUGCUCCAUGAACCCCGCCAGGUCCUUCGCCCCCGCCGUCGUCGUUGGAGACUUCAGUGACCACUGGGUGUUCUGGGUGGGCCCCCUGAUUGGGGCUGCAGCGGCCUCCAUCCUCUACAACUUCGUGCUGUUCCCACAGGCCAAAACGCUCUCGGAGCGCCUGGCCAUCCUCAGGGGCUGCGAGCCUGAGCAGGACUGGGCCGAGCGCGAGGCCCGGCGGCGCCAGUCCGUGGAGCUGCACUCGCCCCAGAGCCUGCCCAGGGGCAUGUCUGAGAAGGUGUAG